AUGAUUUGUUCCUUAAAGUCUGAAGAUUCAUUGAGCAAAGAUCUUGAAAGAUUUUGGAAACUGGAAAGCUAUGAUGAUAAUAAGAUAGGAAACCUAUCCUUUGACGAAAUGGAGUGCGAGCGACAUUUAGAGCGAAAUACUACGCGAGAGGAUGACGGUAGAUUCAUUGUAAGGUUGCCAUUUCGCAAAAAAAACAAGCUUAUUGGUAACAACAAGGAAAUAGCAUUGAGACGAUUGUAUCAACUUGAACGCAGGUUCAAGGGCAAUAACGCCUUUUAUACUCGAUAUGCAAAGUUCAUGUCCGAAUAUAUCGAAUUAGGGCAUAUGUCGAUCGCAAGCAAACCUUUAGAUAAUUGCGAAAACAUGGUCUAUCUCCCUCACCAUGGAGUGCUCAAAGAGAGUAGCAGUAGUAAUAAGCUACGUGUUGUGUUUGACGCAUCGUUUAAAAAUAGUAAAGCUACGUCACUGAAUGAUGCUCUUUUUGUCGGGCCCACGUUGCAAGACAAUUUAGUUGACAUUGUUAUUAGAUUCAGAUUUUAUGAUAUAGCGAUAACUGCCGAUCUGCAAAAAAUGUAUCGCCAAGUGUCGGUACACAGCGACGAUCCGAUACGAUGCUUGAGGCAACUCGCUACUGAAGGUUCAGAGUGCUAUCCAUUGGCAACUCAAGCGUUGUUAAAUGAUACGUACUUGGACGAUAUAAUUACCGGUGCAAACACGAUCAAGGAUGCACAAAUUUUGCAAAAGCAAUUAGUCAAUUUGUUAUCCAAGAGAAAAUUUGAAGCCCAUAAAUGGUGUUCAAAUUCGAGUCUUGCAUUAAAAAAUGUUCUUACAGAAUUGUUGGAAUUGUGCAGCGCAGUAUUGUUAGCAAGAUUAAUUAACAAUGUAAAACGAACGUUAACUGUGCCCAUUGACGAAAUACGUGCUUGGUCGGACUCGAUGGUGGUCCUUUACUGGUUACGAGGAGAUUCGAAUCGAUGGAAACCUUUCGUAGGUAAUCAAGUGUCUGAAAUCACCGACAUUCUGCCGGCUAUACAUUGGAGACACGUGAAAAGUUCUGAGAAUCCCGCGGAUUUAAUAUCCAGAGGAGCUACACCUACACAACUUCUAGAUAAUUCGCUGUGGUGGCACGGCCCCAAAUGGUUGUGCGAUCCACCAGUGAAGAGAAAUUAA
Molecule: messenger RNA, 1170 nt
Organism: Solenopsis invicta (red fire ant)
Lineage: Eukaryota; Metazoa; Arthropoda; Insecta; Hymenoptera; Formicidae
Exons: 3
Coding region: 1-1170 (389 amino acids)
Source: RefSeq, a predicted model, not a curated record